Messenger RNA from Hermetia illucens (black soldier fly), 6399 nucleotides. RefSeq names its product platelet binding protein GspB-like. The record is from RefSeq and is a predicted model, not a curated record. Bases 784 to 5871 code for a protein of 1695 amino acids. Lineage: Eukaryota; Metazoa; Arthropoda; Insecta; Diptera; Stratiomyidae. The transcript has 4 exons.
GAGGCCAUCACGAGAGAAUUUCUUCGCGCAUCAGUUCCAUCAAUCAGCUGUCGCACGGCCGCAGUUCGUUUUCGCUUCAUUUGGUCGUGUGGGGCUUCUUAUUCUUUGAUUUUAGAGUGCUGUUCCUGCUAUGCACGCAAUCAAUUCUCCCAGGUUCAAGUGCAAGCGGAACAUUUACCACUAAAUUAGGGGAUAUUUCUGUGGUUUAUUGCCAGAAAUGGCCUCUUUUCGGGUUUUGCAGGCCUACCGUAUUCUGUUCACCGCUCGCUCCCACCCUGACAGCGGAACAAUUGCCGUGAAAACCAACGUGAGAGUUGCCGUGAACGAUGAUCCGCUGCUGCUGUCGAGUAAGGGGGUUUGACAGCUGACUGCCGUGUGCAUUGUGUUGUUUGUAUUUUCAACAUGUUUUUUUCCUCCAAAAUGACUUGUGUGGUGAAUUCACUUCUAUGCGUGUAUAGUACUUGGCAUUAAUGAAAACAACAACAAUUUGGAAUUAGUUCUUUUGGAAAAUUAAAUAUUUCUUUUUCCCCCAGUUUUAGAAAACGCCGCGCUCACGUUUAAUCACGGUAUCAACCACCAAACAUUCUUUACAAAAUGAUAAAAACCGUGAUUUGAGUGGAAUCGCAGAGUAUCCUUAGAGACUAGAUUUACCCCCCAGUGCACCCGAUUGAGUUGGCAGAACUUUGUGUGAAAACAGAAGGGUACAAGUUUUGACACAAAGAGCACCACGCUGCGACCAGCUGGGCCUGAAGACCCGCUUUUGAGUCAAACAUAGCAAAAGGCAUGGCAGCAGCAGCUAUCACAUCUACUUCUUCGUCUUCGAUUCAAAACGUGGCUGGUGGUAACAAUUCCGUCUCAAAUUCUUCAUUAGUAAACCUCGGAUCAACAUCUAUUUCCUCCUCUAAUGCUGGUAGUGAAUCGGCUGUAAUCAGCUCCACAUCCGCAUCCUCUGUAAUUUCAUCCUCUUCGAAUUCCUCUCGCUCUAGACGAAGCAGCAAGCUGUCCCAAUCGAACUAUAGUGACUCCAAGUCAAUGUAUUCAUCAGUCAAUAAUAGUUCGUUCGCAUCCUCUAAAUCCUCCAGCAACCAAGGCAAUACAGACUCUCAUUCAAAAUCAAAGAUCGGACAGCGUAAAUGGAAGGACGACAGUGUCGGUAACAGCAGUGGAACCAAAUCAAGAAGCUUCAAGUGGAAAUUGAAUUCCGAUCACCAUACAACUGCCCCUGAUGACGAACCAGGAUCAUCCAACAAAAGUGAUGUAGAUCGCCGAAAGUGGAAGGAUAUGGACAAGACUAAAGCUUUGAAUACCGUGGCAAGCUUACAGAAAAUGAAGGGUCUCAAAUGGACGGCAUUCUCUGAGUCAAUGGGUGAAAGUGACGAGGAUGACAUUGCUGAACGGACAAAGAAAAAAGAAACAAGCGAACGAAACAAAGUCCACUUAUAUAAACUAAAGGGUCUAAGAUGGAAGUCCUUCGCAGCCGAUACAAACUCCGUGCUCGCUGCCAGCAGUGAUGAUGGUGAAACAUCACACCAACGGAAGAACCGUGACAAAGGGACGGUAUUAAGACUGGAUCGAUCUGAUAUGGAUUUAUAUGGAUUGUGCCCUGAAACUGAUCCCUUCUACGCUGUUAUCUGUGAUAUAUGCAAUGCAGUGGUUAAACCGCAAGGACUUCACAAACACAUGCUACAUCGGCACCAUGGUAGUCAUAGUAAUAGUCAUCAUAGCCAACACCACCUACAUCAUCAUCGACAUGUUUUGCCCAAUUACAUGUCGAACACUACAUCAGGCGAUCGACAGGUCACCGACCACCAUGCCUCGUCAUCAACUCAUGUCACAACAUCAUCUAUAGCAUCCCAAGCGUCAUCCGAACGGGGCACUGAGAAAUCUACAUCAAAAUCUAUGCCAGGAGAAGCUUCACCUUCACUAACGCAAUCACACCAAACCUCAUCAUCAUCUCGCGCUGCCAGCAGCAGUGCAGUGCAUUCCUCGCCUACGAGUUCAAAAAAUAAAAGUAAAUCAACUGGUAAAACCAAGUCGAAAAGUUCCAAAAACGGCAACAAUGCGUCUGGCCAUUCCUCAUCCACAACCCAAUCUCCAUCCCCGUCUUCUGCGUCAUCGUCGUCGACAAAUUUUUCAACAAGUGGGUCCCGUAGUGGGGCCUCCUCCACUGCGACACAGAAUGGUAUUGCGAUGUCGAGCCCAACGACCGUUGCCGUCAGUUCAACGAGCGCUCACCAGCCUCGGUCGAACCUCUCCACAGGACAACAGUCGAACCAGAAACAAUUAAGAACAGGCACGAAUUUAUAUUCUAUCGCAUCAGGACAACACUUCCAAAGUUCUGGCAAGAGUAUUUCCUCAAAGUCUGCCAGUUCAAAGCACAUCGGCAGCGGUACCGGGGAAUUCAAUAAUACAGACAACCCCUCUCUCAAUACCGCAACCUCAUCAAAUUCUAAUUCAUCUGUGUCAUCUGCUUGUUCUAGUAACUCAUUAACGGGCUCAGUUACUCCUCGCAGGACAUAUGGUCGGUGUAAAAGCUCAUCAUCGUCUACCGAACGUAGAACGGUUCCUAUUAAGGAGCGUGAAUAUGAUGCGAAUAAACAUUGCGGAGUUAUUUCUGGUGAUUCGACUAGACCAUGCACCCGAUCCCUUACUUGUAAAGCUCACUCUCUUUCAAUGCGACGCAUGGUCUCUGGUCGUAGUAAAUCGUUUGACAAAUUACUAGCUGAUCAUAGAGCUACGAAAGAACUCCCACUUGCGACGAAAUCAAGGGCUAUGCCGGAGCUGGAAUCGUCGAAUUCGUCCUCCAGCAUGGACCUAGAUCGUCGCAGUGUCAGCUCGAAUUCGAAUCUAUCUGUCGAAGUGCAAGUAUCUUCGACGGCCUCUUCUCAGUCAUCAGUUACAGCAACUGGUGCAGUUGAAAGUACUGGCGUUAACAGUAAACAGUCAACUCCACCUCCCACAGCAACUACCUCAGCGAUUUCGAAGUCAAAUAAUCAGCCGUGUCCCUCUUCAUCGAGAACAACCAGUCCUUCCUUAGCUGCAUCCUAUAACAGCAACAGACUAGCUGCCACACCUAUGCCAGUUGACGAAACUACUGACCUUCCUACCACGGAGACGGUAGAAACAAUUUGUAUGGGCGAGAACGACAAUACAAUUCAGAUAAAUAUUAAUCGAGACGGUACCACGCAAUCCAUAGCUAGCGUGAAUCGUCGAGGAACCCAAACAACUACGAGUGAAUUGCGACGGCGUAGUAGUGAUGAACCACAUCGGGCCCGUGUAACUGCACGGGUGAUUGACACCAGUCGGGCCAACGUGCCGCCUGAACUGCUGGAUGAUAGUAAGUUUGCCACAAACAUAUUCAGCCCGGAAUCAACUGUUCUAAGUGGACCGAUUCGCUUGCUUGAUGAAAGUGAAUCAGCUAAAAGUUCUCGAAUCGAGCCCGAAGCAGAUGUUGAUAUGAGUGACAUGAGCGAAGAGCGCAAGCUACAACUAAUGGUCCAGCGCAAGGUAAGCAAAAAAAACAAAAUCUUGUUCCGUGAUCCAAACAGACCUAGCCCAUCAGCUAUAACAAUUCCCCCGGCUGCAGAAAUUGUGGCUCAAGCUUUCGCCGAAGAGAAUCCCACAGCAACUCUCACCGAUGCGCAGUUCGUUAUGGAUCCUGAAACAAAUGUUGUCUCCGUGUCAGUGUGUGGCACUUUCAAUCCAGACAAUAUACAAUUUAAUUGGGCACCCUUCAACCAGGAAUUUAUAGAAAGUACUCUUUCACAAGCAUUAUCCCCAUACGGGAUAACAGUUACAUCUAAUUCUUCGCAACAUCCAACUGAGCAGGUCUAUGGCAAUCCCAGCUUGAUGCCCAACGCUGAAGAGGAAGGGUUUCAGAUACACCAUCUUCCGCCAUUGACUGAAGAACAGUACAAUCAAAUGAGACCGGAAUUCAUAAACGGUAUGCCCAAGCCGAGUUUGUUAGGUUGCCCAGGGAUAAAAUCGGAAAUCAAAGAGGAAGCCGAAGAUCUGGAGAACUCACCACAUCAGCCGAUUCUGCCGCUGAUUAAGCAGGAAGGAAUUAAGGACGAGAUUAAGCUUGAAAUUAAAGAAGAGCCAAUGGAAGACGACAAUUUGGAUGAUGACAUUAACCAAUCCGACGUGCUUAACGUAUCUCAGUCCACUUUGAGAUCAACAACUGCUGAAUCGGUCACAGACACUUCGACUGUUGAUGAAUCCAUAAUGGAAGAAUGGAUGGGUAGUACCUCAAAUCUGCCUGAUCCGACCAAGGCUUUUAAAAUCGUGCCAGAAAUAAUGUCCCAAAGCCCUGAGCCGAUGUCGUUGGAUUUAGAUGGUUCAUAUGAUGGUGAUAUCGAAUUCCUUCAACCAAUCGCCUCGUCCCUGUCAAAGACGUCCACGGAAUGUCUGACUUCGAUUAAUGAAAAGGAGAAUUCAAAUUGUUCGAAUGAGGAACGGAUGCGUUACUUUACCGUGGAUGAUGAGAUAUAUCGAAAUGAAAAUAACGGGUCUGCUCCAAAUUGGUACUAUGGCAGAUUACCCAAACCUUAUUACGUUAAUACCUUCGGAUUGGUUAAGCUUCGUGGUGGCACGAAUUUCAGAAAAAGUAUAUUGUGCACACGCCGCGCCAAUUCCUCCAUUCAUGCCUACCAGACCCUUUUCCAGGGUGGUCAUGCUACGUUUUUCCGACGUGACAACUGCAGUACACUGGGAUCAAAGCACUGCACAGUAGAUAGCAAUGGCGCUAUUUCCUUAAGUGCCAAUUCCAGUUUCGAUGCAUCCAAAAACAUGAAUUCUAAUUCGCCUGGUAGCAUGCGAAGUGGCUGUAUGUCUACCGUGGCCACAAGUGGGAAUGCGAUCAAGGGCGUAAAGCAAACACGGCGUCAAAACUCAGCCAACUCUCCUAGCAGUCAGGUAUUGAAGCGACAACCGCCUAACUUCAUUUCAUCGGCUAGUACCCAAACGCCACCAUCAAGUCCGUUCUAUAAACGGUAUCAGUCGGUUGGAUCGACUAGCAAAGUACGCUUGCAGAAGCGCAGCAUUAUCAUGCAUUUUCGCGGCAACGGUGGAGGUCCUCAACAUUUAUCGAAGACUUGUGCUAUCCUCCAAUCUCAAAUUGUACACAAGCUUGCUGAGCAGCUAUUAGGGUUUAAGAAAUCCCCGAAGAAUACGGAUGAAUCGCAAUCAAGCUCAGUAGGCAAUUACGCUAAGGGAGCAGCCACCAAGCAGGACCACAUGGGCAUCAAUAAUUGUAAGUUAUCAUCAUCAAGUUCAUCAGUAUCAACAUUAAUGUAUAAAAGUAGUAAUAGUGACGGGCAUUCAUCACUACCGUCGUCAUUGCCGGCCGAUUCGUCGCCAACACCGACAUCGUCGCCAAUCAGUCAAAGUACGAAUACCACCGCAAACCCUAUGAAAAUUUUCCGGAGUUCAACCACCACUGGGGGCUCAACAAAUAGCGCUCACAGCAACAGUAACAACGUCAAAGGUAGUACAGCAAAUACAUCAGGACUAAGAACACACAUCACCUCUAACAAUUCGAUUGCUCAAAGGUACACAGCAUCUCCGACGGUAACACAAUUGGUAACUCAAUCCGCAGCCCAGGAAACGGCCACCACGACCAGUUCUGUUCCAAACAAUUGUAUGCCGAUGGCGUUCAACAGUAAUCAUAUCGCUUCAUUGCAACCACGUGGACGUAAUGCAGGAGCAGUUGUAGGUACGACUCUGUAUCGUCAAGGUUUCCUGUCACCCUCGUCGCCAUCGCGAAUUUUGAAUGGGAACGGACAAGGGUCAGGCUCCUCUAUCAGAUCGAAUAGUACAGCAAACAAUGGAACUACUAUCAACAGCGGUUCUACCAAAAACAACAAGAUUUAGACGUGGCCUAAUAGAUCUAAACAAAAAAGAUACUUAUCUACCUUCGGGGAAAUUAUAUUUUGAAUUUUCAAAUCUGUAUGUAGACAUUUAUCAGCCCACGACAAUCGGUGGUAAAUCCAAAGAUUGUCUGAAGGCGUUUAAUUUACAGACGCUUGGAUAUGUGUGUUUAUCUUAAGUAAUUUAUCGUAAGUAACUGGAUUCAUUCGAAAUUUAUUGUUGUAAAUUGCAAAAAAGAUAAGUAGAAUUGUACGAAUUUCUUUCUGUUCUUCAUUUUAAUUUUUUUUACAUAUAUAUAAACAGCACACAUGUAUGUAUCUAUGUGUACAAAUAGAACAACUAUUCGUUUAAGUUUCUUAGAUAAUUGCAAAUGAUAUUUUAUUUCCAGUGCGGAAUGCAGACUUAUUUCAUUUAGAGUCCGGAUUAGAUAUUUAUGUAGUGCUAUACAUUAACCGCUGAGAUAAAGGAAUUAUUAACUAAAUCCCAGGAGAAAGAAAAUUUUUGUUUGAAUAAAUAGCACAGACCCUCUUA